UAAAAAAGUUAAAGCAGUAUGAAUACCUUUGCAAGACGGCGCAUAUUAGCUUUUAAAUAAGCUAAUAUACUUCGAAAUUUAUGUAAAACAAAUUUCAUCAUAAAAGCAUGAUAUUAUGUAAAACAAACAAAUGUAGCAGUGUUUUCAAACAGUAAUAUUAAAGUAAAACAGCUCUUGAAUAAUAAAUUGUUGUAAUUAAGGUCUUUUCUUGUUUUCAGGUUUGAGCUAUAACUACUGUUCUCAGCCUACAGCUCCCAAAAUGCAAUGGGCUCGGCUUCGCUUCCGGUCCUGCGCCGUUUCUGGAGCGGAUUGGAACCCGGAGUCAGGACUCGCUAAAUGAAGGCUGUUUUGCAGAAAAGGCUGACAUAAUGGCUGAGCAGACCCCAGAUGAGUUCAUCUGGUGCGAGGACUGUGGUCAGUACCAUGACUCGGAGUGUCCGGAACUGGGACCCCUGGUUACCGUGCAGGACUCCUUCGUCCUCAGUCGAGCUCGAUCAUCUCUCCCUAACAGCUUGGAGAUCAGAGAGGUGGGUAACAGAGAGGAGGGGGUGUUCGUCCUGCGUCGACUGGUCAAGCGGACCCGCUUUGGACCCUUUGAAGCGAAGAGAGUGCCCAUUCUGGAGAACGAAGGAGUAUUCCCUCUGAAGAUCUUCCAGAAGGACGGCACCGUGGUGUGCUUCGACUGCAGCAGCGAGGACGACUGCAACUGGAUGAUGCUGGUGCGACCUGCCGCCGACCACAAGCACCAGAACCUGACCGCUUACCAGCAGGACGACGACGUUUACUUCAACACCUCUCAGGACCUGCUCCCAGGAACGGAGCUGAGAGUCUGGUAUGGCGCCUUCUACGCCAAGAAGAUGGAGAAACUGAUGCUGAAGCUGCCGCCACCGCUGCCUCCACCAGAUGUCGCGUUGUCCUCUGCUAAAAUAAAGAUAUCAGACGCCCACUUGCUUCACACGGCUGAAGACGACAAUGCAGGUAUAACCCUGGAUCUCAGCAGUGAGGUUGCCUCAGUGCAGUCCUUGGUUGCCCCUGGUGUUGAGGAAGGGAAACCCCACACGGCCCAGGUUUGCCGUAAAAGAGGGCUGGGCCGCGGGAGGAGAGCCAGGGGACGCAGGCCUGGAGCGGGCCCCUUCACAAGCAGGACCAAAGACGUAAAGCCCAUGCUGGGAGGCCUGCAGCUGGUGGCCUCGGAGGCGGCUGCGGCGUCAGAGAGCGGCGGCCUGCUCACGUCCUGCGACGGCGUGGCGGUCCAAAGGAGGCACAAAGCCAGAGAGCACAAGCGGGUUUAUCGCUGCUCCCUCUGCAGUAAAAUCUUCCAGAACAGCAGCAACCUGAACAGACACAUCCGGUCUCACGGUGAUAAGCUGUUCAAGUGCGACGAAUGUGACAAGUUAUUCAGCCGUAAGGAGAGUCUGAAGCAGCACAUUUCCUACAAGCACAGCAAGAACAUGCCUGACCAAGACUACAAAUACAAGUGCAACACAUGCGAGAAAUCGUUUCGUCUGGAAAACGCCUUGAAGUUCCACAACUGCCGCACAGAUGACAAGACGUUCCAGUGCGACAUCUGCUCGCGGUUCUUCUCCACCAACAGCAACCUCUCCAAGCACAAGAAGAAGCACGGCGAGAAGCUCUACUCCUGCGAGAUCUGCAACAAAAUGUUCUACCGCAAAGACGUGAUGCAGGAGCACCACAGGAGGCACAGCGCGGGCGCAAAACAGAUGAAGAAAGAAGAGCUGGAGGCGAACGGAGAGGAAGGGACCAAGUACAGGAAGGAACCGUCUCCCUGCCCCAUCUGUGGGAAGGUGUUUUCUUGCAGGAGCAAUAUGAACAAACACCUGUUGACUCAUGGAGACAAGAAAUACACCUGCGAGAUCUGUGGCCGGAAAUUCUUCCGCGUGGACGUCCUGCGGGACCACAUCCACGUGCAUUUCAAGGACAUUGCUUUAAUGGAUGAGCAAGAGAGAGAAGACUUCAUCAAGAAGAUCGGCAUCUCGCCAGAUGACAGCGAUGAAACGGAUGAAGAAGAUGAGGAUGAUGAUCCCGAUCACCACAAAUACAACUGCAAGAAAUGUCAAUUGUCGUUUGCAAAGGGCAGAGACUACCUGAAGCACAUCAUGGAGCAGCACAAGGAGAAAGGUCACAGCUGUGCGAUCUGCAACCGUCACUUUGCUCUGAAGGCCACGUACAACGCUCACCUGGUCAUCCACAGAGAGCAGCUGCCCGACCCUGCAGUGCAGAAGUACAUCCAUCCGUGUGAAAUGUGCGGUCGAAUCUUCAACAGCAUCGGCAACCUGGAAAGACACAAGAUUAUCCACACUGGGGUAAAGAGCCACUGCUGUGAGAAAUGUGGCAAAUCAUUUGCGAGGAAGGACAUGCUGAAGGAGCACCUCAGGGUUCACGAUGACAACCGGGACUAUCUGUGUGCAGAGUGUGGGAAAGGCAUGAAAACCAAGCAUGCUCUGAGGCACCACAUGAAGCUUCACAAAGGCAUCAAAGAGUAUGAGUGUAAAGAAUGCAACCGCAAGUUUGCCCAAAAAGUCAACAUGCUGAAGCACUUCAAGAGGCACACAGGUGUUAAGGACUUUAUGUGUGAACUGUGUGGGAAGACGUUCAGCGAGAGGACAACCCUGGAGACGCACAAGCUAAUCCACACAGUGGGUAAGACGUGGAAGUGUGAACAUUGCGACAAGAAGUACCUGACGGAGUACAUGCUGCAGAAGCACAUCCACCUGACCCAUGAAAAGGUGGAAGCCCAGUCGUGUCACCUGUGUGGGACUAAGGUGUCGACCCGUGCCUCCAUGAACCGCCAUCUGCGCCGCAAACACCCCGAGGUGGCGCCAAUGAGACUUGAUGAGUUUGAUGAUUUUCAAGAAAACUCAACAGUUACUAAUUCCUCCAUCAGUAUUGUGCAGCCCACCCUGUCCUUGGAGAAAGACGGCAUGUCCCAUGAGAAGCCUGUCCGACCUAACCGGCACCCCAAGAAGAAGCAGAGAGUCCUAGUGGAACCGGAGCUCUCCGAGUCUGACGACUACGGCGAUUUCACUGAGCCGAGGCACUCGGCCAUGCCCGAAUUCAACACCGUCAUUGUUGGCGAGGAGACGGAGACGAGCUCUGCUGUGCAGAGCAUCCAGCAGGUUGUGGUCCUGACUGAUCCCAACGCUCCGUCAGCCCCCUCCCCUAGCAGCUCGGUCGGACUGACCAACAUCACCGUCACACCAAUCACCAGCCACUCCCAAGCCCAGUUCACCAGUCUGCAGCCGGUAGCCGUGGGCCACCUGACCGCCACCGAUCGGCCCCUCACGUUAGACAACUCCAUCCUCACCGUCACCUUCGACACCGUCAGCGGCUCCGCCAUGCUCCACAAUAGACCGUCUGAACUUGUCCCAGAGACGGUGGGUCCUACCAACGGUGCAGCACCCCAGUCCGUGGCCCACUUCAUCAACCUCACCACUCUGGUCAACCCGAUUAGCCACCAGCUGGAGGCGCCAACUCUGGCUUGGAGGCCUGUUCCAGCUGCCGAGGGCAGCCAGGUCACCCACAUGGAUGGGAGUCAUGGAGAACCUCAGGAGACCCAGAGUCGGGGUCCAGAUCCAGCCCAGAGCAACCCGACAGCCACCCAACAACAGCAGCAGCAGAGCAACUCCGCCCAGCAGAUGUUCGGCUAUUGAGUACUUACUGGAGGUGCAGGUCACCUCACUUAGACAUUGUUACAUAGCAUUUCUUCCUUUUUUUUUUUCUUUUUUUUUUUUUAUCAGACUGAUUUCCCUCUGAUGCCUCUGAAACUAGAUGAAGUGUACAGACUUGUUUUCCUUUUUUUUUUUUUUUUUGACAGAAUUAAGUGGCUGCUAUUGACGAAAUAAAGCAUGAAAGAAAUGGUAUGUUAACCCAAAACCCAGUGACAUACCACCUGUAGUUGAAACCAAAGCAAUAUUUCUCAGACAUCCGCUUGCCUUUUCCAGCCUUUCAAAGCAUGCCUCUUAUUCAGAUGAAUCUGCAUUGUAAAAGGGACUUUUCAAAGGGAGAACUUUAUGUUAAAGUUCGCUGAUGAAAUAUUUUUUUGAUUCAUGUAAACUGUAGUUUUUGUUUAUAUGUAAAAUAAAAAAAGUCAUUUUUUUCA
Messenger RNA from Poecilia reticulata (guppy), 4120 nucleotides. RefSeq names its product PR domain containing 15 (gene prdm15). Lineage: Eukaryota; Metazoa; Chordata; Actinopteri; Cyprinodontiformes; Poeciliidae. Gene Ontology annotation, molecular function: protein binding. The record is from RefSeq and is a predicted model, not a curated record.